UGGCCGCCGUUAACGUCGAGGGUGGGGGAUGUAGGGAACGUGAACCGGGGACCAGUUCGUCAGGUUCCAUCAGGACCCGGGUGACAGAACACGGAUCAACCUGCGGAACUCCAUCUGCAUCGCGUCUCCAUCAUGUCCUCCACCGACAGCUUUAAGGAGUGCAGGGCCACAGCGGAUUGGCUGAUGUCCAAAACACAAGUGCGGCCGACUGUGGGAAUCGUGUGCGGCUCAGGUCUGGGGGGGCUGGCCGAGAUGCUCAAGGACCCGCAGGUCUUCAAGUACAGCGACAUUCCCAAUUUCCCACGGAGCACAGUGCAUGGUCAUGCUGGACAGCUGGUGUUUGGGACUCUGAAAGGGAAACCGUGUGUUUGCAUGCAGGGUAGAUUCCACCUGUACGAGGGCUACCCCAUCCAGAAGAUCACUCUGCCCAUGCGCGUCUUCAAGCUGAUGGGCGUGGAGACGAUGAUCAUGACCAACGCAGCCGGAGGCCUCAACCAGGACUACAAGGUGGGAGACGUCAUGAUCCUCAAGGACCACAUCAACAUGCCGGGUUUCGCCGGAGUCAACCCUCUGACCGGACCCAACGAUGACAGGUUUGGCGUUCGUUUCCCCUGCAUGUCUGACGCCUACGACCGGGAGCUGCGACAGUUGGCGCGCGACGUGGCGGCGGAGCUGGGCUUCGAAGACAUAUUGAAGGAGGGAGUGUACUGCGUCCUCGGAGGCCCGUCCUUCGAGACCAUCGCCGAGUGCCGCAUGCUGCACAGUCUGGGCGCCGACGCUGUGGGGAUGAGCACCGUUCACGAGGUCAUCGUCGCCCGCCACGCCGGGAUGCGCUGCUUCGCCCUGUCGCUGAUCAGUAACCGGUCGGUGAUGGAUUACGACAGCCAGGAGAAGGCCAACCACGAAGAGGUGCUGGAGACGGGCCAGAAGAGGGCCAAGCAGCUGGAGACGCUGGUCAGCACCAUGGUGGCUCGGCUGGAGCACAACAACAACAGCUUCUGAGCGCGUGACUGGAACCAAGGCGGCUGGUCCCAGAUCAGCUCUCCUGCUUCAUCUCAGCGAGAAGAUUCUCCCAAUGUUAGAACGCUACAUAAUCUCCGCAGAGCUUCAUAACCGAGCUUCAUAAAAAAAAAAAAAACCUACUUUGAGAACAGUUUCCACUCCCUGCAUCAAGUCUUAAGAUCAUAAACCUGGUUCUCUUUUUUUAAAUACAUUCCGUUUAUUAUUCAUUAUUAUUAUUAUUCUUAUCAUUUUGAGGUGUUUCAGAUGUUGUGCAGAUAAAUCCUAACUUAUUCCUACUGAGACACAUUGCACUAGACUCAGCCAACUGUAGUGUUUCAGUGAAACAUGUGAUUUUAAUGUGAACUUUCUAAUGUAAAAUAUUUAUUUAUUUUACAUUCCCUGACAUGUUAACCACCGUCAAGAAAACAGCAAUAUUCCAGUUUUAAUGUAGAGAAACCAACUCAUCACUGCAUAUCUUCAUCGUGGCUGAAAGAAGGGGGUAAAAUAUUCUAAGAUAUUUAAACUAAAUGUAUUUAAGCCGUGUCUUUAUGUCGUUUUGAUGAUUUAUAUCGAGUGUUUGAUGGACACACAGUUGAAGAAAGGGAUGACUUCCUGUGUGGAGCAGUUACCAAAGUGUGUAGAUUGAAUUCAAAGCUGCACUUCUCCUCACUGUAAACUAACUGUGCUUUCUUUUCAGAGGUACUUAACUGAAGACUGUACGAACUGUGGAUCUACUUUUUCAAU
Molecule: messenger RNA, 1746 nt
Organism: Paralichthys olivaceus (Japanese flounder)
Lineage: Eukaryota; Metazoa; Chordata; Actinopteri; Pleuronectiformes; Paralichthyidae
Source: RefSeq, a predicted model, not a curated record